Messenger RNA from Lycium ferocissimum, 1322 nucleotides. RefSeq names its product AT-hook motif nuclear-localized protein 22-like. The record is from RefSeq and is a predicted model, not a curated record. Gene Ontology annotation, molecular function: minor groove of adenine-thymine-rich DNA binding; DNA-binding transcription factor activity. Gene Ontology annotation, biological process: vegetative to reproductive phase transition of meristem. The transcript has 2 exons. Gene Ontology annotation, cellular component: nucleus. NCBI's taxonomy places the organism in Eukaryota, Viridiplantae, Streptophyta, Magnoliopsida, Solanales, Solanaceae. Bases 79 to 1005 code for a protein of 308 amino acids.
CAGUUCAGCUAGAAUUUGCAAGUUCCCAAGAAAAUAUAUACUACUCAGCUCUACUUCAAGAACAAGCUUCCAGAAAAGAUGGAUCAGUUAGCAGCUCAUGGCCGUCCUUUACCACCUCCUUUUCACACUAGAGAUCUUCAGUUACAACAGAAUAAUAAUCCCCACCACCAGUUCCAUCACAUACAACAACAACAAGUACAAACGAAAGCUGAAGACGAACAACAAAGCGGACACCGAAACCAGAAAAGGGAUCGCGAAGAUACCUUUAGUUUAAAUCCUGAAUCAGGCUCUAUGGACAGCAAAGGAAAUACGGGAGGAGAAGGUGGUGGAGAAGUAAACAGAAGACCACGAGGAAGACCAGCUGGUUCUAAGAACAAACCAAAACCACCCAUCAUAAUCACUCGUGAUAGCGCUAACGCUCUUAGAUCUCACGUUAUGGAAAUCGCCAGUGGCUGUGAUAUACAAGACAGUAUCUCCACUUUCGCCACCAGAAGACAACGCGGUGUUUGCAUAUUAAGUGGUAGUGGAACUGUUACAAACGUUACAAUUAGACAACCAGCGUCUCCAGGCGCGGUGGUAACUCUACAUGGAAGAUUCGAAAUCUUAUCGCUUUCUGGUUCAUACUUACCACCGCCAGCACCACCAGCCGCAUCAGGGUUGACGAUAUACUUGGCCGGAGGACAAGGCCAAGUAGUAGGUGGUAGCGUUGUCGGGCCCUUGAAUGCUUCGGGCCCGGUGGUGAUUAUGGCGGCUUCGUUUGGAAAUGCAGCAUAUGAAAGGCUUCCACUUGAAGAUGAAGAAUCCCCGGUGGGGCAGCAAGGAAGUGGGGCUUUACCAACAAGUGGGAUAGUAAGUACUAAUCAACAACAUCAAGCUGCACAGCAAAUUAUGGGUGGUACUGAUCCAAAUGCUAAUUUACUUCAAGGGUUGCCUCCAAAUCUACUAAAUUCAUGUCAAUUACCAACUGAUGCUUAUUGGGGAACAGGAGGUCGUCCUCCUUAUUGAUAAAAAAUUUGGGAAACUUCAAAAAACUAGUUGUCCUUGUUUUUUUUUUUUUUUUUUUUUUUCUCUUUGCAUUUUAUUAAUCUUGGACAUGGUUUCCGAAUUCCAAUAUUAUAGUACAGUAGUACUUCUACUACAACUUCUUCUCCAUCAUUGAUCACCUUUACUUCUUUAAAGUGCUAGUCGAGUUUGUGGAGUUAUUUGAUCUGUUUCUUAGUCAUGAACUUACAUUUUGAUUAGUGAGGGAUGUAAAAUUUCAAGAAUCAUUUGUGGGUUUUUCUUUAUUUGAUGUGAAUGGUAGCAAAAAGUUGUUAACAGAA